Molecule: messenger RNA, 2349 nt
Organism: Telopea speciosissima
Lineage: Eukaryota; Viridiplantae; Streptophyta; Magnoliopsida; Proteales; Proteaceae
Product: MACPF domain-containing protein At4g24290
Exons: 7
Coding region: 514-2313 (599 amino acids)
Biological process (GO): regulation of salicylic acid mediated signaling pathway; plant-type hypersensitive response
Cellular component (GO): plasma membrane
Source: RefSeq, a predicted model, not a curated record
UUUAAUCAGUACGUUUGAAUAUUCUUCUGCUAAUUUGGAGGCGCAGGUGGUUAGUAUUUUUGGUCCUAGAUGGGAGUUUCACUGAGCGAUCUAUGAGAAGCUAAGUAUUCGAGGGCUUUGCCAGUUUGGCUUGAAUUUCACAGUGAUCAAGCUGGUUGAUUUCCAAAACUUUUGCGGGGAAAUUGUUAUGUUUGUGUAAUAUUAGUAGCAGCAGAUGUUGUUCUGUAAAUUUUCCGGGAUUUGCUAGAAGAUGGUUCUCAGCCUGAAAAUUUAUUUUCUGGGUAUAUCCCAAAAAUUUGCAUGAGAGAUCAUUGGAUGUAGUUCUGUAGAUUGUCUGGGAUUUGCUGGAAGUAGGUAGUGGUAAGCCUUGAAAUCUUUUGUAUGAGAGUGAGGUUAUGGCGGGCAAGUAUAAGAAAUUAAACUGGGUUUAGGAUUGGCUCUUCAGAAGCUUGUUUGGAGUUGCUGCGUUUGGAGCUGAAAGGGAAUUAUUAGGAGAGGCAUGGUGGAGUAAUAAUGGCUCUAAGGGCUUCACCACAGAAAGCUGCUGAGAUUGUGAUUGAGUCGAUUGGGCUAGGAUACGAUAUUGCCAUAGAUCUGCGGCUGAAGUACUGUAAGAAGGAAUCACCAGAUCCACGUUUGAUUGAGCUCGAUGAGGAGCAGGGUCGAAAUGUUGUUCUGCCUGGUGGUAUAACAAUUCCUAAUGUUUCGAAAUCAAUAAAAUGUGAUAAAGGGGAGCGGAUACGGUUCAGGUCCGACGUGCUCUCAUUUCAGCAGAUGGCAGAGCAAUUCAACCAGGAAAUUUCUUUGUCUGGUAAAAUUCCCUCUGGUCUGUUCAAUGCAAUGUUCGAGUUAUCAGGUUGUUGGCAGAAAGAUGCUGCCAAUACAAAAGCCCUUGCCUUUGAUGGAUGGUUCAUUACAAUCUACACAGUUGCAUUGACAAAAUCUCAAAUGGUACUGCGAGAUCAUGUUAAACAAGCUGUCCCACCAUCAUGGGAUCCAGCUGCAUUGGCAAAGUUCAUUGAAAGGUUUGGCACCCAUGUUAUUGUUGGUGUGAAGAUGGGAGGGAAGGAUGUAAUACAUUUGAAGCAGCAGCAUUCAUCAAAUCUCCAACCUUCCGAGGUACAAAAGAGGUUAAAGGAGAUAGCAGACAAGAGGUUUUUAGAUGCAAAUGGGCAAUAUGAUUCGGAUACAGAAUUGUGUCAGAAAGACAAGUUCGAGAUCAGGGAGCAACGAUUGAGGUUUACAGAUGCUAGCACAUCGAGUUCUUUUGCACUUAAGGAGGAUAUUUCUUACUUUUAUAAGAGGAGAGGGGGAAGUGAUAAUAAGAAUUUGCCUCACAAAGAGUGGUUACAUACAGUUCAGUCUGAGCCUGAUGUCAUCUCGAUGUCCUUCGUUCCAAUCACAUCUCUCUUGAAUGGGGUUCCUGGUAGUGGAUUCUUGAGCCAUGCCAUCAAUCUCUAUCUACGUUAUAAACCUCCGAUUGAGGAGCUGCAUCAGUUCUUGGAAUUUCAACUUCCAAGGCAAUGGGCACCGGUGUUCAGCGAUCUUCCUCUUGGUCCGCAGUGCAAGCAGCAAAGCAGUGCAUCCCUACAGUUCAGUUUUAUGGGCCCCAAGCUUUAUGUCAACACAACACCGGUAGAUGUGGGUAAGAGGCCUGUGACUGGCCUCCGACUAUAUCUGGAGGGGAAGAGAAGCAACCGCCUAGCAAUCCACUUGCAGCACCUUUCCUCUCUUCCAAAGAUCUUCCAACUCUCUGAUGACCCAAAUGGAAACUUCACCAAUAAUUUCUAUGACCCCAAGUAUUAUGAAAAGGUUCAGUGGAAGAACUUCUCUCAUGUCUGCACUGCCCCUGUUGACUCUGAUGAGGAUCUCUCCAUUGUCACCGGUGCCCAGUUCCAGGUUAAGGCUUAUGGCAUGAAGAAAAUUCUAUUCUUACGGCUACGCUUCUCAACAGUUUCAGGUGCAACAGUGGUCAAGAAACCUGAGUGGGAUGGGUCUCCUGGGCUUGCUCAUAAAUCUGGAAUCAUCUCUGCUUUGAUAAGUUCCCACUUCACAACAGCUCAGAAACCACCCCCACGUCCUGCUGAUGUGAACAUAAACUCUGCUAUAUAUCCUGGUGGCCCGCCAGUUCCUGUCCAGACACCUAAGCUACUUAAGUUUGUUGACACUACUGAAAUGGCAAGAGGACCACAGGACAAUCCUGGUUACUGGAUUGUCUCUGGUGCUAGACUAAUGGUUGAGAAAGGAAAGAUCUCUCUCCGUGUCAAGUAUUCCCUCUUGACUGUCAUGUUGCCAGAUGAUGAUACUCCAUAAUAUAUGGAUUGCAAGUUAGACUCUCUCCUGGCCCUC